GGCGAGGAAGAGGUGUUUGUGCGCGAUACCGCGGCUGCUGCUGCUGCUGCUGCUGCUGGUGGCUCUGCGUCCUGCUGCUGCCAUUUCGGAUGAUCACACGGAGAUACCAGCAGCUCCCAUCAUAAGCUGAUGCGCGCACUCAGCAGCUAGCUUGUGUACUUUUUAAACCGUGAUGCCAGACGGGUUCAUGUGCGUCAUCUUAGGGGGGUUAUUUCUGUAAGUUGCUGCAUCACAGCUACCGACAGCCUCAGGGGUCAUUUUCAGGAGACACAAUCUUCAACAUGGAGCUUGUUUUUUACUGCAGCUGAGCUCUGAAUCAAGAUUAAACUCACAUGAGACAUGGAGACAAUAUGGCUGUACCAGUUCCGUCUGAUCGUCAUCGGAGACUCCACGGUGGGCAAGUCGUGUCUCAUCCGGAGGUUCACGGAGGGCCGCUUCGCCCAGGUGUCAGAUCCCACCGUGGGGGUGGACUUCUUCUCUCGCCUGGUGGAGAUCGAGCCGGGAAAGAGGAUCAAACUUCAGAUCUGGGACACUGCGGGGCAGGAGAGGUUCAGGUCCAUCACCAGAGCGUACUACCGUAACUCGGUGGGCGGCCUUUUGCUCUUCGACAUCACGAACCGCCGCUCCUUCCAGAACGUCCAUAACUGGCUGGAGGAGGCGCGAAGCCACGUCCAGCCGCACAGCAUCGUCUUCCUGCUCGUCGGCCACAAGUGCGACCUGGAAGCCCAGCGGCAGGUGACCCAGCACGAGGCGGAGAAGCUGGCGGCGGCCUACGGGAUGCGUUACGUGGAGACAUCCGCACGGGAUGCUAUCAACGUGGAGAAGGCAUUUGUGGAUCUGACGAGGGAAAUCUUCGAGCUGGUCCGAAACGGUGACAUCCAGAUCCAGGACGGCUGGGAAGGCGUCAAAAGCGGAUUUGUUCCCAACACGGUCCAUUCCUCCGAGGAGGUCACCAAAGGGAGUCGGCAGUGUUUCUGCUGAUGGAUGCAGAUCUGGAAAGUGGUAUAAAUAUAACCUCACC
Molecule: messenger RNA, 1021 nt
Organism: Fundulus heteroclitus (mummichog)
Lineage: Eukaryota; Metazoa; Chordata; Actinopteri; Cyprinodontiformes; Fundulidae
Product: ras-related protein Rab-39B-like
Exons: 4
Coding region: 340-981 (213 amino acids)
Biological process (GO): Rab protein signal transduction
Cellular component (GO): Golgi membrane
Molecular function (GO): GTP binding; GTPase activity
Source: RefSeq, a predicted model, not a curated record